Messenger RNA from Scomber scombrus (Atlantic mackerel), 3601 nucleotides. RefSeq names its product protein tyrosine phosphatase non-receptor type 2a (gene ptpn2a). The coding region runs from base 229 to 1494 and encodes 421 amino acids. Gene Ontology annotation, biological process: protein dephosphorylation. NCBI's taxonomy places the organism in Eukaryota, Metazoa, Chordata, Actinopteri, Scombriformes, Scombridae. The record is from RefSeq and is a predicted model, not a curated record. The transcript is spliced from 9 exons. Gene Ontology annotation, molecular function: protein tyrosine phosphatase activity.
UCAGUUAGAAGCAGACAGUCAGUCACUCAGUAGCAACAGUCAGUCAGUAGUGUGUGGUGCGGUGUUUUGCGGGAGCAGCAGACUCCCCGCAGAGAUCCCCAGGGUUAUUACACACACACACACAGACGGCUGUUUAGAUGGCUGACAGAAAGGAGUAAGUUGGUGAGCGGUGCUGCAAACAGUCUGUGAUCAACCAGCAAGUGUGUCGGGGUCACUAAUUCCGACACAAUGCAGCAGGAAUUUGAAGACAUCGACUCGUCCGGCAGAUGGCAAAACCUUUACAACGAAAUCCGUAACCAAGCCGGUGAAUAUCCUUACAGAGUGGCAAAACUUCCAGUGAAUCGGAAUUUGAACCGCUACAGAGAUGUCAGCCCGUAUGAUCACAGUCGGGUCAAACUUGAAAACUCUGAAAAUGACUACAUCAAUGCAAGUUUAGUCAUGGUGGAGGAAGCCCAAAGGGCUUACAUUCUUUCUCAGGGGCCUUUAAGGAAUACCUGUGGUCAUUUCUGGCUGAUGAUUUGGGAGCAGUGUUCUAAAGCUGUUAUCAUGCUCAACAGAGUCAUUGAAAAGGGAUCUGAAAAGUGUGCGCAGUACUGGCCGACCACAGAGGAGCUACAGAUGUCUUUCACGGACACAGGGUUUGUUGUCAGGCUACUGUCAGAGGAGGACCAAUCCUAUUACACAAUCCGAGUGCUAGAACUGCAGAACACAAAGACGGGAGAGUCGAGGGAGAUCUACCACUUUCACUACACCACGUGGCCUGACUUCGGCGUUCCCGAAUCUCCCGCCUCCUUCCUCAACUUCCUGGUCAAGGUUCGGGAAUCGGGCUCGCUGGGCUCGGAGCACGGGCCCUCGGUGGUGCAUUGCAGCGCUGGGAUCGGACGCUCAGGGACCUUAGCCUUGGUGGACACGUGCCUGGUCCUGAUGGACAGGAGGAAGAACCCAUCGUCGGUGGACAUACAGAAGGUGCUACUGGACAUGAGGGAAUACCGCAUGGGCCUGAUCCAGACCCCAGACCAGCUCCGCUUCUCCUACAUGGCUGUCAUCGAGGGAGCCAACCUCAUCCUGACAGACAACUCAGCAGCAGCAGCACAGGUUAGUCAGAACAAGCAGGAAGCGAUGACCCAAGAUGACUCGGAGCCAGAUCUGCCCCCACCGCCGCCUCCACCCAGACCUCACCUCAAUGACAGCAGGCCCAACGGCCAGCCGGGACCAUGCCUGGAGCUGCCAACUGCCUCAGAAGACGACCUGCCUGCAGAGGAACCAGCCAGCCAAGACCACAACGAGGCAGACAACACUGGGCAUGUCCGAAAGCGACACCGUGAGGAGAGGAUCGCCAGCACCUCGCAGAAGGUCAUGCAGAUGAAACAGAGACUGACCGACUCGGAGAGGAAAAAAGAGAAGUGGCUGUACUGGAGACCCAUUCUGCUUAACGUGGGUGCCGGGGCGGCUCUGGCUGUGGGUCUGCUGGUGUGCUGGAUGUACUCCCAGUGAAACACUCAGUCACUGAAAACUGACUCUUAUUUUGCACCAGUACCUGAGAUUAGGUACUUCUCUAAGUAGAUUUAGAUGGUAAUAUGUGCAUAACUGAGGGUAUUUAUUUCUUAAGGUCAAAUUGCGGGAGCGCUAGAUCAAAAUGAGUGUGUGUAUAUUUUUCAUGUAAGAUCUUAACAAAAAUAGUAACAUCUCAGGAUCUUGGUGCCAGCACGAUGAUUUGAUUUCCUUUCCUUCUUGUCACUGUUGAUGAAUGUACUGUAUCAUAGCAAUUCGCUUUGAAAAAAACUUACUUAAGGUGCAGUACAAAGAAAAAAAAAAUAUUCUGACAGUUUAUUUUUGCAUUUUUUAUUUGUAAUGGCCAGAUGUGUGUUGAUCAUCUGUGGACACGUUUUACAGUUUGAGUUUCAGAAUGACUUGUGUUGAUUGACUGUCCAGCCUACCAUAGAUAUGUAAGAAGUUGAGACCCUAGAGGUCAAGUAUGGGAGUUUGUUUUGUUUUUUUCUGUUUAUGAAAUUUGCAUUUCAUGCAUGCAUUUAAAGGUUUUCCAAAGCACCACUUGUUCUUCCAUUUACAUCGAGCAGGGCAUCCCAAAUUGGACAUACACAUAUGCGGGUGACAGAUUAAAGGUGGUGUUUGUGUUGGUGUUUUGAUGAUGGUGGAGGAGAGCACUGUCUAACAUGUCGGUUCAAAAUCUCCCAUAGGUGUUCAGAUUGGUUGAGAUGUGGUGACUGAAGGCCAUAACAUAUGAUUCACAUCAAACCACUCAGUGACCCCUCAUGCCCUAUGGAUGGGUGCGUUGUGAUCCUAGAAGAGACCACUCCUCCCAGCAGGAUAGAAAUGUUUGAUCAUAGGAUAAAGGUGAUCACACACAACUACUUUGUAUUGAUUUGCAGUAACCCUUUCCUCCAAGGGGGCAAGUGGACCCAAACCAUGCCAGCAAAAUGCCCCCCCCAAAGUAUAACAGAGCCAGAUCUCCUUGCUGUAGUGGGGCACGCAUUCAGACCUGUACCAGUUUUUCCUUUCAUUUGUCACCUGUGUGUAUGUAUGCAUAUAUGCCCAUUUUGGGAAGGUUCAUGUGGAGCUGCCUUGCUGAUGUUUUCAAACUCUGCUUGAAUGUCAACCUUUUUGUUUUAUUUUAUUUCCCAUCAUAUAAGCACGUAUUUUCGUAGGCUUCAGUUGUCACACUGAUAAGUAGAAAGUUGUCAGGUCCCUCACCGCUUACUUAGUGUGUGUAUUUACCCACUGGAUGGGUUCCUGUUUGUGUAUUUUCAAGUUGAUCCCACUGUUUGUUCUCGAGGAAACCAAAGCAAAGCUGUCCAUUUUUUUAAGGAAGGGAUACAUACAGCCAGGCAAGCUGUUCACUGAUGAAACCUUGUAAUCCCUUUAUGUGGAAUGUAUUUUCUGUUCGAUCUCUGACAUAACUGACACCGGCAUUACAAAACAAUACGAUUCGUAGCACCUUUUGCAUCGACUUCUUAAUUUGAAUCCACAUUAUUAUCACCGCAUUGGUUUUCAAUUGACUGGGACCAAUCUAAAGCUGUAAUAGUGCAAUUUAGAAGAUGGAGCACCUUGGAUUGAAAUUCUUAGAAGAGAAUGAUAGCAAACAUAAAGUGUGUACAUGUUUGUUUGCUGGUUGAGACAGAUUUUAAUGUGCCUUGAGGUGAGUUACAUGGAAAAAGAGUGCGCUCCAAGGUUUCCUAGCAUGAUCAGUACAGACUUAAUGUAAGCUGUCCCCAUGUAACAUUAAUAACAUGUUUCCACUGUAUCGACCAGAGGCGCGAGAGGAUAAAUUGUACCAGACUCGACCGCACACCAAAUGUGUCAUGAGCAUUUACCGUCUCCCGAGAUGGGAAAAAAAAAGAUGUUGUUGAUUGGCUCAUUUACCACUGUCAGACACGGCUUUUUACUCCGUUGUCAUUUAACCCAGGAAAGAUGUGUUAGACCAUAACAUUCCAUGCAUUCCUGUUUUCCACAUAAGAUUUCAGGGGAGUUUUGUACACUGCUUAACCGCAGGUGAGAAUAUAACAGAUGGUGUUUUGAAAAAAAGCAAACAAAACGUGAAAUACUUCUUAAAUAAAACAUUCACUUUUUUUUUUUUUUCAAA